Messenger RNA from Drosophila santomea, 888 nucleotides. Its product is annotated as peptidyl-prolyl cis-trans isomerase. NCBI's taxonomy places the organism in Eukaryota, Metazoa, Arthropoda, Insecta, Diptera, Drosophilidae. The transcript has 2 exons. Gene Ontology annotation, molecular function: peptidyl-prolyl cis-trans isomerase activity. Gene Ontology annotation, cellular component: intracellular membrane-bounded organelle. Gene Ontology annotation, biological process: protein folding; protein peptidyl-prolyl isomerization. The coding region runs from base 157 to 651 and encodes 164 amino acids. The record is from RefSeq and is a predicted model, not a curated record.
AUCAAGAAGGCUGUGAAAUGAAUUUCAACUAGCUGCAACUUCUGAUCCCUGACUAGCCCAGAAAAUAGGUCAGUUCAGUUUCAGCUGUUCGACUGUAAGGUUCUCUUGAAAGUUGUUUCAUUUUUCCCCAUCAAGCUGUCUCCACCAAGUUAUCCGAUGUCGUUGCCGCGUGUUUAUUUCGAUAUAGCCGCGGGAGGUGAAAAGAUCGGCAGAAUUGUGAUGGAACUGCGUUCGGAUGUGGUGCCCAAGACGGCGGAGAAUUUCCGGGCUCUCUGCACCGGAGAGAAGGGUUACGGCUACAAAGGAUCCCCCUUCCACCGCGUGAUCCCCAAUUUCAUGUGUCAGGGCGGUGAUUUCACCAAUCAAAAUGGAACUGGCGGACGCUCGAUCUAUGGCAACAAGUUUCCCGAUGAGAACUUCGAGCUGAAGCACACGGGCGCCGGUGUACUUUCGAUGGCCAAUGCUGGGGCCAAUACCAAUGGCUCGCAGUUCUUCAUUUGCACCGGGAAAACCACCUGGCUGGAUAACAAGCAUGUCGUGUUCGGCAAAGUCGUGGAGGGAAUGGACAUCGUCCAGAAGGUGGAGUCCUUUGGUUCGCAGGAUGGAAAGACCAGCAAGAAGGUCAUCAUCGAAGAUUGCGGAGCUCUCUGAAGGGAAUAAAUGCAUAGAAAUGCAUUGAUGUACUGUCAAUACUCUGAAAACACAUUGAUGUACUGUCAAUACUCUGAAAACACAUUGAUGUACUGUCAAUACUCUGAAAACAUAUUGGUGUACUGUCAAUACUCUGAAAACACAUUGAUGUACUUUCAAUACUCUGAAAACACAUUUACAAUAACACUGAAAUUCCCCUUUUCCAAUAAUUGCAAAUAAAAGGGAGCAUAAAUAAAA